Messenger RNA from Copidosoma floridanum, 2253 nucleotides. It is a transcript of the gene ash1, whose product is annotated as histone-lysine N-methyltransferase ash1. Gene Ontology annotation, molecular function: protein binding; DNA binding; chromatin binding. Gene Ontology annotation, cellular component: nucleoplasm; nucleus. Gene Ontology annotation, biological process: regulation of DNA-templated transcription. NCBI's taxonomy places the organism in Eukaryota, Metazoa, Arthropoda, Insecta, Hymenoptera, Encyrtidae. The record is from RefSeq and is a predicted model, not a curated record.
AUGCCUUCGGCAAUGUUACCCGCGUCGAGGGCACCGGAGAACCUGGGUGACCGUGUGAGGGCUGAAAAGACACUAAAACGUCGUGCCAAAAAAGAAAACACGAGCUGUAGCAGCAGUAGUAGCAGCAGCGUCACCAGCAAUAGCAGUAGCAUUAUUAGCGUUGCAGGCAACGAGUCCGGAAAUUCAAAUGAACAACGCUUACCGCUAAAAAAACGUCACUAUCACGUAUUCAGCAACUUGCAUAGUAUUUCGCAGCAGCCACGACUCUUGGGUGAAGAGAUCGUUGAUAUAGACGACGAUGACGAUGAAGAUGAAGACGACGAAAAUAAUGAUGAUGACGACAAUCAUGAUAGCGAUACUGAUGAUGACAAUGGUGAUGAUGAUCGUGGUGAUAAUGAGAUAGAGAAAGAAGAUCGAAGACAUAUAGAAAAUCAUAAAAACGUCCAUGUGGAAAAACCUUGUUCGGAAAAAUCUGAUGCCGAGUCGAUAACCUUUAAAAAAAAAGAUGUAAAGGAUGUGGGGAUUUCUGGACAGAUAAAAAAAAACAAGCAAUCAAUAAUUCCUGUUGUUAUCGUUGAGAAAAAAAGGUUGAAGGAAUACAUCAACAGUCUCCCUUCUAAAAAAACUGAAAUUACCGAAUUAAUUGCAAAAAAGUUGCAAAAUUUAAGCGAUUCGCAGCCAAAGCGAAAAAAAAAAAUUGUCAAAGAUUUGCGCGUGACAGUAACAAAGCUACCCGUUGACAAUAACCAUAUCAUCGAUAAAAUUGAAAAACUUGAAAAAAUGUGCGCUGGUGAUAAAACAUUAAAAUCUAGUGCUGAAAAGGCCCGAAUAAUUGAAAAACUAAAUUUAGAGAAUACUCUAAGUUGUCAAACAGAAAAAAUAGUCAAAGUUGUGACUCGAUCAUCUGAGCAUAACUUACGCCCUGACCGCAUAGCCAGAAACAAACAACAAAAAGAGGAUAAGGAUAUUCAUUGUAAUAAAUCUGGUAAAAAAUAUAUUGAAAUUUUUAAAACCAUCAAAGAGGAUGUUGAUACAGCUAAGUCAGCUAAAAAAAAUUCAGUAACUAUGAAUAACAAAAUUACAAAAAAGGAUGCAGAAAUGAAUAAAGUAUCAAAAAAAGGCAGUGAAAUUAUUAACAAAGAAGCUAAAAAGGAUAAUGAAUCAAAUAGAACUUCCGAAAAAAGUAGUGCUGAGAUUUCCCAAGAAUCGAAUAAAAUCAUCGAAAUAAUAAAAAACCAUAAAAAAGAUACCGAACUUUUAACAAAUGAAUCGGACAAUGAAACAAACAUAAAAAAUAGUGAAAUCGUGCUCCAUAGAACCACAACAAAUAAACUUUCAGAUGAGUCUGUUGUGAGUACCACUGCUACCACUACUACAAGUUCUAUAGCCAUGAUGUUAAAAAAAAAGAUUCGUCGCAAAAAAACGAUCAAUCGGACAGGUUUUCCGACCGUUAAAAAAAAGAAAAAGAAGCCGGCCACUAUUACCACUGUCAUGUCCAAAGAAAAGCUGCAAAAUGUAAUAAGCAACGAGCUUACUAAACAAGCUUUGGCUAGUGCUAGUAAUUUUAAUUUUCAAAAGACAAAGCUAGAAAUGAAAGAUUGUAAAGUAAUUGAAGCCGAUAAAGACAAUAGUGAAUCGACAAAAAGCAAAUGUAAAGGAGACAGUAAAGAACCUGUACAGAAAAAAUUUUUCAGAAAAGAAAAACUUGAGAGUAAAAAUAUUGAUGUUGAUAAAGUAACAGAUAAUGGUGAAUACUUAACUUUCGAAGAAGCAACAGUACGUUUUAUUGAAACAGACAGCUGUACGAGCUCAACUGUUGAAUGUGAUGGUAGUAAGCCUUGUGAUAAACUCUGUCCAGUGAAGUACGAAAGGAUACAAGAUUCAAGAAUGUUUGACGAAAAUGCUACAUUAGAAGAAUCAUUGGAGAGGUGCAAUCAAAGUCAUAAAGUAUCUGUACUAAGUGAAGAAAACAUACGAAAGCUCGAGUGCUCGGCAUCGCACGUACGUGUGAAGCUCGAAGCUCACGCCUGUCUUCACCAUCACAACCAUCCCCACUAUCAUCUUAAUCACAGUAAUAAUAACAGCAACAACAACAAUAAUAAUGAUAAUAACAAUAGUCGUUGGAUGCGUGAUUCUUUAAGUCCAUGUAAUGCACUAACGAUCAAAAACAUCAAACGGCUGCGUAAUGAGUAUGAUACGGAAAGCGAUGCGCUCCCUAGUAGUGACAUUGCCAGCGACGAUCACGACAAACAG